AUGCCUGGAAAACCAACUAGAGACAGAGAUAUAGGAAGAACAUUUAUAAACUUAGAUGCGGGAAAAUGGACAUUUCCAAUAACCGACUGUCAGCGUCAUGCCUUGAUUCAAAACAAUCUCCAUCAAAAUAUAGAGAAAUCUAAUGAAAGUUACCUUAAAGACACAAAUAACAGAAAUUUUUCUAAAUUUCAUUUUACUCAAAAACUGAUUAACAGCGAAACUCAACACCGCAGGUUAGUUUACUCCUUGUCAAAAGAUAAAGUUUAUUGCUUUCCUUGUAGACUUCUUUCGCAUACACAGACUCAGAUGGUGAAAGAAGGAUGUUGUGACUGGAAAGAUCCAAGUCGGAUAUUGCAUCAACAUGAAAAAAAUCAGGGACACAUAGAGUGCAUGGUUAAAUGA
This is a messenger RNA of Hydra vulgaris (swiftwater hydra), 402 nucleotides long. Its product is annotated as zinc finger MYM-type protein 5-like. NCBI's taxonomy places the organism in Eukaryota, Metazoa, Cnidaria, Hydrozoa, Anthoathecata, Hydridae. The record is from RefSeq and is a predicted model, not a curated record.